CAACAAUGCGAUUAUAUUUUAGCACGACCUUCUCUGUCACGAGGCAUUGCUUUUCUAGCUCAAGAGCGAGGACUAUGUCGUCACUUGCUACCGGGCACGUACUUCCCGGUGGUAAAUGGAACUACCGCAUUCUCGAAACUGUACAAGGAGACAAGACCCACACGUCCACGGUCUACAAAGCGGAGAUCGUAUCCAAUAAGAAAUCUCAUGAUGUUCCACAGUGGUCUUUCAUCAAAGGAGCAUCGCAGGACAAUGCGAUAGCCAUGGAAAAUCUCAAUCGUGAAUGCCAAAGCUAUCUUUUGCCUGGAGUCGCUUCAUCUACCUGUUUCCGGAAAUUGUACGACGUGGUCGAUACCAGUAGUGAAGCGGCUGCUAGCGACAAGUAUGUCGCAUUGGAAUGGCUAGAAACCACUCUGGCACAGGUAAAAUACCAAUCUAGCCAGGACACUUAUGUUCUUGCGGAGAAAGUUCUGAGUGCAGCAUUGCAUAGCUGCGUCGUGUUAGAAAGCCACGACCACGUCAAUACAGACUACAAACCCGCCAACAUCCUACUUUCUGGAAUCGGAACUAGUCAAAUCACCGCCAAGGUGGGAGACUUAGGGCUUGUUUUCCCUUCUGGCCAACGUUUCAACGCCCAGCCAUACGCUAUGCGCGCCCCUGAGGUAUUCCUUGGUUAUGCAUACACCAAACUAUCGCAAGUCUGGGCGAUCGCUGCAACACUACUCUGUUGGAUCAAGCCUGGAAUCCUAGGGGUAUGGGAUAGCCCUCAUUAUCUCAUUAAUGAGGCGUGGUCAAUGGCAAAGAUUAAGAGACUCUUUCCACACUGGCGUAUUCCGACUCCGGAUGAGGUGGAAGUUGAUGAGCUCAAGAUCGCAGUCGAACAUGCUGUUAACAUGAGUAAAGAAGUACCUGAGCUACUAGAUAUUCUACCGCUGGAGCAGAUGAUGCAAGCGAUUGAGAUGCCGCAGGGAUUGAGAGAUCUCCUUCGCCUAAUGAUGGUUGUCGACCCAAGCGCAAGGCCUUCUGCUUCAUCUGUACUAGCUUCGAGAGAUUUUCGAGGGUUUCAGGAAUAUGUCAGCGUCUAAUUUCCUUGGGUUAAACUGCGCAUUAUCAAUGCAGUUACCCAGAGUUGCGCAUAUUUGAUAACUCAUCAUGUUCACAGAUUUCGACGACCGUCAACUCUCUUGUUUGGUUCCUGAUGUUCAGACUAGAUUUCGAUACGUUCAAAUUUCACGGCUCUGGGAGUCUGUUAGUCUGUCGCUUUUGCCUUACACGAUGAAAGGCAGUCUGAGUCCAAAGGAUUUAUUACAGAGCUGUGGUCCUCCAAUAGUCAUCCACCAUCCUUUGGCCGACUUGUCGCCGGCCAUGCCGUCGGGCCGUGCCACAUUCACUAAAAGUCGCCCAAUUCCUUUCAUGUUUAAUUCAUGAAUCUGAUCACAAGACCAGAUCACAUAUUAAGUGUGUCGUAACGUGCGUCUACAUCACAGCCGCCCGAGGGAACGCUUUACCGAAGAACGAGC
Cucurbitaria berberidis CBS 394.84 is the source of this 1520-nucleotide messenger RNA. Its product is annotated as kinase-like protein. The transcript has 4 exons. Lineage: Eukaryota; Fungi; Ascomycota; Dothideomycetes; Pleosporales; Cucurbitariaceae. Gene Ontology annotation, cellular component: nucleus; cytoplasm. Bases 6 to 1085 code for a protein of 359 amino acids. The record is from RefSeq and is a predicted model, not a curated record. Gene Ontology annotation, biological process: protein phosphorylation; intracellular signal transduction. Gene Ontology annotation, molecular function: ATP binding; protein serine/threonine kinase activity.